This is a messenger RNA of Thrips palmi, 6629 nucleotides long. RefSeq names its product YTH domain-containing family protein 3 (gene Ythdf). Lineage: Eukaryota; Metazoa; Arthropoda; Insecta; Thysanoptera; Thripidae. The transcript has 5 exons. The coding region runs from base 398 to 2407 and encodes 669 amino acids. Gene Ontology annotation, cellular component: cytoplasm. Gene Ontology annotation, molecular function: mRNA binding; N6-methyladenosine-containing RNA reader activity. Gene Ontology annotation, biological process: mRNA destabilization. The record is from RefSeq and is a predicted model, not a curated record.
UGUGACCGAGCACGCCGCUCUAUUCUCCCCGGCCACGUCCGCAGGAACGUUGGGAAAGGCCGCUGUCUGGUCUCAAAUUGAUCAGCGGGUUCCAUACAACAUUCUGAACAGCCUGCGCCUCGUUGACGUUUUGAAUUUGACAGGAAAUAGGAAAGAGUAGCAAACCCCUUGCCCGCUUUUGACCCCGGAAGACCUCUCAUCUAGAACACACCCGUGAGAGCAAAGUUGUGUUGUCCGCCGCCAUUGUCCGUGUUAAGUGUAAUGUGCCUGAACUUUUUAGAAAUAUAUGAACUUGAAAAAUUAGGAAAGUGCCCCGCAAUCUGUGCUCAAGAAACUUGGGUGUAUUUUAAGACGCAAGACUUUACACAACAUUUGAAGCAAAGUGUGAAAAUAGGUGAUGUCCGCAGGCGUAUCAGAUCAGCGGAUGAAAGGACAAGGGAACCAAGUUGCAAAUGGGCCUAAGGAGCACGUGAAUGAACAUGAAGACUUUGAUUCAUGGAGGCCUCAACAUCAUCAGGGAUACAACUCAAACCCCAUUUCAACUACUUCAAUGGGCUCAGACCCCUAUUCUAUACCAAAUUUCUAUGGCACCUCAACGUUUGCGUAUCAGGCUUAUGGAGUAGGAGAUGGAACUUGGUCAAAUGGAGACGCUCCAAUGCCCUAUAUGGGGGGUUACACAGGACAUAUGGGGCAGGAUUCAUAUGGAAUGGAGGGCAUGUUUAGCACCGGAGGAACGGGUUUUAACACAACAUUUGGUCAACCAGGAUUUAAUUAUUUCCAUAGUAAUGGGGACUUUUCAACCUGGGGCAACUCUCCUGGAGGAGCGAUGCCCCGAAAGGCUCAAUAUGAUGAAUACUAUCGUGCCAGCGAGAUAGCAGCGUAUGGAGGAGGUGUGGAUGUGAAAGCAGUAGAACAUGGAAUGCAAGGACUGGGCUUGAGUGAUGUCAAGGUACCUGAUGCCAAAGACCACUUAAAGUCGCAACCUCAAGAUUUAAUUCAAAAAGAAAGUCAACCUCAACAGUCAGCUCCAAAGAAAAUGACGUGGGCAUCCAUUGCAAGUCAGCCUGCUAAACCACAGCCUCCUGUGCCAACUGGUGGCCUGAAGAAAAAGGGCCCAGGAAUGCCGCCGCCACCAAUGAUUCCGGGUAAACACAACAUGGACAUCGGGACAUGGGAGGGCAAGAAUGGCAGCGGAGCUCCUCCAAAAGCUCCUGUAGCUCCUCCCCCGGCAGCAGUACGACCAUCAUGGGGUGGGCCUGGUGGACCUGCCGGGCCUGGGGGGCCUGUCCGCGGUGGGCCCCCAAGGCCACCCCCUGGCCCUGCAACGUAUGGACACGCCCAUCCGCACCCAGUGGCCAUCCUGCACCAUCCCAUCCCCCAGCAAGGACCCCAUGCUCCACAGCACCAUAUGCCUCCACAACAGGCUUCAAUGCCGAAUAUGCCGCAACACCCUCACCCCUCUGCGCCCACCCCCAACCACCCUGUGCUUGAUGAACUUCGAGUCAAAAACAAUUAUAAUCCUCCGGACUAUGAUCUGUCGGCCAAAGGUGCAAGGUUCUUUGUCAUAAAAUCUUAUUCUGAAGAUGAUAUUCAUCGGUCAAUUAAGUAUGAAAUUUGGUGUUCUACUGAACAUGGCAAUAAACGCUUGGAUGAAGCUUAUCGAGAAAGGGAAAUGGAGGGGGGCGUAGUGUUACUGUUCUUCUCGGUGAAUGGCUCUGGUCAUUUCUGUGGUAUGGCACAGAUGAUCUCGCCUCUGGACUACAACUCUUCCAGCUCUGUUUGGUCUCAGGACAAGUGGAAAGGACAGUUCGGGGUCCGUUGGAUCUAUGUAAAAGACGUACCUAAUGUCCAGCUGCGCCACAUUCGUCUUGAAAAUAAUGAGAACAAGCCAGUGACCAACUCCCGUGAUACCCAGGAAGUGCCGUUUGAAAAAGGAAAGCUUGUCUUAAGAAUUAUGCACACCUAUCGGCAUUCAACGUCCAUCUUUGAUGACUUUGUGCAUUAUGAGAAAAGGCAGGAGGAGGAGGACUCUCGUAAAGUUAUGCCUCCUAACUCUGGUGGUUCUCCUCAAGGUCAUGGUCAUGGCCACGGACAUGGCCACGGGCAUGAUCAUGCUCACCAUGGUCAUGGACAUGGUCAUGGACAUGGGCAUGGCCAAGGCAGGGAACGGGACCAUGGCCGUGACAGAGAUCGCGGAGACCGAGACGAUCGUGGAGAUCGUGGUGACCGCGGCGAACGCGGUGGCCGUGGCGACCGCGGCGACCGUGGGCGUGACAGGGACGACCGAGACCGCCAUGGAGACAGAGACCGUGAUGGCAGAGGACCACCACAUCAUCACAAGGAUCGUGGUGGAGAUCAUCAUGGUGGCAGGGGCCGUGGAGGCAGUGGUAGAUCGGGAAGAAAUUAAAUUCAGGACUGGUAUUGCAGUGUGUUUGCUGUUCUGAAUGAGCCAGCUAGUGAAAAUAUCCCAUCUCCACAUUAGCAUGCUUUUAAUCAUGAAUUAAUCCACGAUGAAUAUACCUGUCGGUCUAAUAACAAUAAUUAUUAUAACUAUUAGUUUUAAUAAAUUUAAUUAUGUUGUGUAAAAUGAAAAAAAAAAUGGGUGGAAAAUCAGUUUGUUUUUAUAUUAUUAGUUUAACAAGUGUUGACCUUUAAAGGCUAUUGUGGAAGGAAUUGGUUUUUGUGCACCUAGUGCCAUGUCACUUCAUGGUGUAUCAGCAGUUACAGUAAGCUGCAACUGCUUUUAACUUUUGUUGGGCUAUGGAAGCCUCAGCAGCGCCCACAGUCUAGUUUGAUCCAUGUUUAAAGUUACUGCUACUAUAAUUAUUACAAGAAAAUGUUUUGGUUUAGAGUUUAGAAACAUUCAGAGUCUAUUUUAAUUGCCCUGUACCUUAAAUGACCUCUGUAUUUUGUUUUUAAAAAUAAUUUUGUCACAGUUUUCAUUUACAUUUCAUGGUGUAGCAAUGACUCUAAACUAGUCUAUGAUAAUGUCUUCAUUAUUGUGAUCUGCAGGAUACAUUUUGUUGCAUUUAGUCUUUGCAGCAAAGAUUUGUGAAUCACUGUCAGUGGCAUAGUAAUGGGACAUGAACUGGUCUGUACUACCAUUGUUAACUCAGAUGGUAGCGUUUUCAUUUGAGCAAGUCUCAAUUUGAGAGAUAAUGGUAUGGUUUUUUGUGAUAUAGCUCAUGAGUGAGGCUGGAGAAAGGUACACUGUCACAUUUGAAUUUUAAUUAAAGAGCAUGUUUAAAUCAAUUAUCUUUAUGUGUCCAACUGAAAUCUGUUUGCUUUGGAUUUAGCUGGGAUAUCAAUCGACUAUAGUUUUCUUGUGAUCCCCCUCAAAAUUUUCCUGAGAUUUGCUCUUUUUGUGUAGUGUUUUCAAAAAAUACUCUGGAGCUGGUCUAUUGGUGACCUGGAUAAAGAGAUAACAGUUGUCAUUUGUUUUGAAAUUGUUUGUCUUUAUCAGUCAUUAGACUAAACGAAAAUCUGCCCCCACCCUUUGAAGAUGACUCGAACUCUAGUGGCAAGUUAUCAAACUUGUUAAUCGUGGGAUAUUUUAGCAGAUUGUUUCUAUUUAUACUAUUACUAUUGAUGAUAAUACCAAAAAUUUGUAACUUUCUUAAAUGCCCAAAGAGUUUCUUAUACUAUGUGUCCAUUUAAUGUUCCAAUUCAUCUGAAUUAAUUUACUUUCAGUCAUGUUUGAAGCUCCAGAACCAGCCUACUCAAACUGAUUUUGAACACUUAUUUUCUGAAAAGAUCUUGUGGUGUCAGAGCCAUGAAGUUGUAACAUCACUAUGAGCUUGAUGAGUGAGAUGUGGCUUCUCAUCUCAAAGCAGCUUUACCUGAGUUCUGCAGAUUUUCAUUUUAAGUUAAGUACUUGGAAAGUGCUUAUGGAAAAGGGUUUUUGGCACUGGUUUUCUUUGCGUCUUACAAUUAAGUUAAAUUGAUGGAUUGUUUUUUUUUUCUUUUUGUAGGAUUUGUAUUUGUUUUCUUUUUAUUGAGUUGGUGAUUAGUUCAAUAGGUACAUCUACCUGUCUCUUUUUCAAUUGCUUGUUUGAAGAGCAACAACCUGUCAGUCUUUAACCUUGAACAUGAAAGAAAAUUACAUUAUUUUUUCAAGCUUUAAUUUCCUUCUAUCAAGUUUGUAUGCUGCUGGUGUCAGAAUUAAACCACUAAUUUUUUUAAGUUCUUAGUAACAAGAAUUUAAUAGAAAAAUGUUCUUAUGUGGUCUGUAUUUAACCUUUUUUUUUAUUACUAUGAUUUCCUUUGUAAGACUUUUAAACUUGUAGUGAGAGGUGUAUGGCAUCAUGUGCAACAUUUAUUACUCAAACAAAUUAAUACUGAUGAAAAAAAUGCAAAUGUCACUGCUGACAUUCAUCUAUGUAAAUGAGACAUUUAUACAUGUAUACAUAUAAUAUAUAUUAGAUGGCUUUAUCUCUAGUUAUGUUGAAGAGUGAAAUGAUGCGAUUGAAUUAUGCUUUCAUGAACAAGGAAAUGGAAAAGCCACAAUGAGCUCAGUGUUUCAUCUGUCUUUUUCCUUUCUUUCUUGUUACCUUGGUUUCAAAGCCAUCAAAUUAGGAGUUCCCCUUUAACAACAUCCAUUAUUGGUACUCAAGUAGAGCUCUGGGUCAUCUGUCCUAAUUUUUGGCAGAUGACCACUUUUUAUCACUAACCCUUCUCUUCCAAUAUAUGUCACCCACUUUUCGGAUCUUUGUCAUAGGACUGAGUGUUGACUGAACUGUUGAGGGUAAGAUUUAAGAUUAUGUGAAAAAAAUAUUUUGGAACAGUGUCUUUCCUCUUCUCUGCCAUUAUGUGACUUCAAAGUGAAAGAGAAGAUUUUAAUAUUAUUUUAAGUGACUAAGCAAAGACUUCUUAUGAAAGGAACUAAAAAAAUGACCGUGGUGAAGACCUUAGCUGAGUUGGAAGAAUGUAGAACAGCGCAAUGAAGCAUGGUGUGCUGGUUUCAGACCAUGCACCUCUGAGACUGAAGAGGAUGGUGUGAUUUGAGUGCAUCGGUAGCGUUCAAUAGUGAAUUCAAGAAGAACAGAUGGUUGUUGCUAGUGGUGCACCAAACUUCUGUGUUGCCCCACUCUUCAAAGUGAAGCUAUUUGGAUUACAAUAUGUUUGAAAUAUUUUUGCAAUUGGACAUAUUUUAAAAUCUGGACUGAAGAAUGUAGGUGUGGUUGUGUCCGCACCUCUUCAAAGCUCUCCUAUAAACUGCUGGGUGGCUUAAGUUAUAUUAAGUUGACCAACAACAUUUUUUUCCUUCUGAAGGUUCUUUAGUUCCCAAUCAGAGUCAAGUGGGAAAACCAAUAGGCUUUGAAUAGAUUGGACAAUUUGUUAAUUCAAGUAAUCUUUCUCUGUGCAUUUUAUUCAGCUAUUAUUUGUACUAGUAAUCUCAAAGCAGUAACUUUGUUUCAUUUUCAUAGUUUACCUGUUGAAUAAAUUGAUACAAUGUUUGGAGAAACAUCACAAUUGUGUUUAUCUGUAGAUUGUGAAAGACAAUUACAAAACAUCAUCAGAAGCUUUUCCAUGACCUAACACAGCCCUUCAAAACUGACUUGCCAUGAAAGUUUCAUUUUGUUCAAAAUUAUCAACACACCAUAGGUAGUUGACGAGACCUUUAGCAAGAUUCUAAGCAAUAUUGCCAUCUAUUUGCGUGUAAAUAAGGAUUGAAAUGUUGUUAAUUUAUUUAUUUGAAUUUUGUAAUUAAAUCAGUUCUUAAUAUUUUUUUGAACGCUUUGCAGGUUUUUAUUGACAUUGUAUAUUAACUUACAAUACAACUGCAAAAGAUUAUAGGCUGUAAUGAAAUUGUCUACGAAGAUCUGCCAUGAAGAUUUAUGUCCCUGAUUUUUAUUUUUGAGACACCCACCGUUUGUGCAUGAAUGAACUUACUGCAGUGGAACUGCUCUUUUAUGCAAUUUGUAGUCAAAAUAUUCAUAUAGGCUGGAGGUACUUUUACGAAAAAAAUUGUAAUUUUUAUGUGUAUUGCAACUUUGAUCUACGUAUGUCUUGUUAAGAGUUUGCACAUUUGUUUACAAUACACAGGCACUGUUAUUCUUUUCAGUUUUGCAAAAUAAUGUGUUGUAUCAUGUACUUAUUUUGUGUAACCCAACUACAGCUCAAGUUUUUGGGGAUUUGGAAAGUGCAUUCUCUGAGUUUUUCUUAUUGCUUUCUCUCUAGAGGGAAUAUUCGAGAACCUCCAGAUCUAACAGUGAUUUCUAAAUUCUUCUACACAUGUUGUGUUGGGCCCAGAAACCUGUGACAAGGCAUUGUAAAUCUAAAGCACUAUUUUAUUUAGUAGUUGUGUGCAACAAAUCCAAUUUUCUAUGAUUUAAAUAUAGGUACUGUAAAAAGAAAUAAAAUGUUGGGGUGAUGUGUUUGAUGUAAGUUUUGUUUUUGGAAAGAAGGUGAUGUUACACAAAGUGUAUUGAUGUUUCUUUUCCUUUGUUUGUAUUUGUUUCAAAUUUGCAAUGAUCAUAGUCUUUAUGAAUUAUUCUGUGUCAUUGUUUGGUGUCAUAUUCAUUGGAAAUUAUUCUCUGAUCCGAAUAGUGGGGAGUUUGUUGAUAGCUAAAAUUGAUGAAAGAGAUAAAGAGAAAUAUCUGAAGAAAAAAAGUAAAAAUUCAAUGUUA